Molecule: messenger RNA, 2973 nt
Organism: Salarias fasciatus (jewelled blenny)
Lineage: Eukaryota; Metazoa; Chordata; Actinopteri; Blenniiformes; Blenniidae
Product: NACHT, LRR and PYD domains-containing protein 12-like
Molecular function (GO): protein binding
Source: RefSeq, a predicted model, not a curated record
AUGGACAGGGAAAACAUGAUGAAGGAAGUUAAAGACAGGCUGAAAAGUCACCUUCGAUACAAGUUCACGUGGAUAAACGAGGGGACGUCUGACGGCCGCUCUCGACUCGACCACAUCUACACCAGGCUCUACAUCACUGAUCGGGCCUCGAGAUUUGACUUCAGAUCACACGAGAUACUGGACCACUUCAAAGUCUCAGAUCAGACGGGGCAGAUUACAGGACACUAUGAUCAGAUCGACUGCCUGGACAUUUUUACAACAGGAAGAAAGAGUUUCCAGCUCCCUGUGAGAGACGGACCCAUCCGCACAGUGAUGACCAAAGGCAUUGCUGGCAUUGGGAAGACAUUCGCUGUUCAGUUCUUCGCUCUGAACUGGGCAGAAGGAAAAUCUAACCAGGACAUCCAUCUGAUUUUCCUGCUUCCCUUCAGAGAGCUGAACAUGCUGAAACAGGGGGAGUACAGUCUGAUGCAGCUUCUCCUGCACUUCUACCCUCAACUGAGCCCACUGGAAAAUACCCCACAUCUCACCAGCAUGCACAUCCUGGUCAUCCUGGACGGUCUGGAUGAGAGCAGAUUCCCCCUGGACUUUGAUGGAGGUGGAAGAGUGAGUGACAUCAAUCAAAAAUCCACAGUCGACGUGCUGCUGACCAGUCUCAUCAGGGGGAGUCUGCUGCCCAACGCGCGGCUCUGGGUUACCUCCCGGCCGGCGGCGGUUGGCCAGGUUCCUGCUCACUAUAUCGACCAGAUGACAGAAGUCCAAGGCUUUACUGAUCAAGACAAAGAGAUUUACUUUAGAAAGAGAUUCAGCGACUCCACAGAAGUCCUGUCUUGUCUCAAAGGUAUGGUCAGCUUCUACUUCAUGGGACACAUCCCCAUCUUUUGUUGGAUCCUUGCUGAGGUGUUGAAGAAUGGAGACGAGAGGAGCCGAACCAUCAGAACAAUGACGGAGCUCUACAUUCACUAUUUACUCAUUCAAACACGGAGCUCCAAGCAGAAGUAUGGAGAGAAGGACUCAAAGAACGAGGCCAAAGAAGGUCUGUCAAGGUCACAGAACGCCGACAUGCUUUUAAAUCUGUCCAGGCUGGCCUUCGAACAGCUACAGAAAGGAAAUAUCCUUUUCUACGAGAAUGACCUCCAGGAGUGUGGCAUCGACGUGGAUGAAGCUUCUGUGUUUUGUGGGUUUUGCUCAGAAAUCCUGAAGCAGGAACGCGGCCUGUACCAACAGAAGAUGUUCAUUGUGCAUUUAAGCUUUCAGGAGUUUCUGGCGGCUCUUCACGUGUUCCACUGCUGUGUCACCGAUCACGGCACCCUGACGUCUUUCCUCGGUGAGGACGUCACAAACCUGAGCUGGCUGGAGCUGCAGAAGAAGGUGGUGGAUAAAGCCCUUCAGAACCAGAAGGGGCAGUUCGACCUUUUUCUCUGUUUCUUCCUCGGAUUGUCACUGGAGUCCAAUCAGACGAUGCUGCAGGCGUUACUACCAGAGACGAAGAGCAGUACAGACACCUCGGAGGAAAUGAAGACGUACCUGAGAAGCUUCCACACAGGAAACCUCCCAGCAGAGAGGUGCAUGAACCUGCUGCUUUGCAAGUUUGAGCUGAAAGAGGAGCGAUUUCAGGAGGACGUUCUCAAGUACCUGAACGCAGGAGCAACAUUAUCCACUGUCGACUGCGCUGUACUGUCCACCAUGCUGCAGUCCAAACAAUCCCCUCUGAGAGUUCUGGACCUGAAUAACUGCAGAUACAGUUAUCAGAAUGAAGCAGACAAUCCUGUGGCACACUCUGAGGACAACCUUUCUGAAAAGCCCAAGACAAUGGAAAGCCGUGAGGACGUUGAUGACGAGUUAACCCUGCUCACUCUUAUUCCCACUGCCUUGAUCGGUCCAGUCUGUGAACUGGAGGAAUUCAGGAUGCCCGGCUGCUGCCUGAGAAGUAGAUGCUGUCAGGUGUUUGCCUCGGCUCUCUGCUCCGACUCCCAGCUGAAGGAGCUCGACCUGAGUCGAAACCCGCUGCAGGAUUUAGGAGCUCAGCUGCUCUCUGCUGGACUCGGAAGUUCAAAAUGUAAACUGCAGGUCCUCAGGUUGUCCAGUUGUGGCAUCACGGAGGAGGGCUGCACCUCUCUGGCCUCAGCUUUGGAAUCCAACCCUUCACAUCUGAGAGAACUGGACCUGAGCUACAACUACCCAGGAGAGCUGGGGGUGAGGCUGCUCUCCGAGAGGCUGCAGAACCCCGAAUGCAGCCUGGAGAAACUCAAUGUGGACCAUAACGAAGAGCACUGGGUGAACACACAGCUUCUCGCUCAGUGUAAGUACCACUGCAUGUCUGCCAUGACGGCAAAUUUCACCUGUGAUCUGUCAUUGGACCCGAACACGGUGCACAAAUCCCUCAUCCUGUCCGACUGCGGCAGGACGGUGAGCCGUACCAAGGAGAAGCAGCCGUACCCUGAUCAUCCGGAGAGGUUCAGCACAAACCCUCAGCUGCUGUGCAGGGAGGCUCUGACCGGGCGCUGCUACUGGGAGGUGGAGUGGAACGGGCGCACGAGGGUCGGCGUGGCCUAUAAAAGUAUACCGAGGAAGGAACGGCUGAAGUCGAGUUUUAAACACAGCGACAAGUCCUGGUGUCAUGUCAGCACCUUAUUAGAAGGUUUCUACUUUAAACACAACAACAAGAGCACGUACAUACCAGCUUCUCAGGGGCACACCAAAGCAUUCAGGUCCAGAGUCAGGAGACUGGGACUGUUUCUGGACUGGCCGGCCGGCACGCUGUCUUUCUAUCAGCUGUCAGGAGAAACCAAAACUCUCAUUCAUACCUUCCACACCACCUUCACGGAGCCCCUAUACCCAGCAUUCCUUGUGGAUGCUGGGACCUUGACUCUGUGCGGUGUGGGGACGCCGACCGUGGACAAGAGAGGUAGCCCUAACCUUGCUUGGCAGAUGGGCCUGCCUGACUCAGUUCCUAAAUCCGUGGCGUACAUAUGA